Fonsecaea multimorphosa CBS 102226 is the source of this 1158-nucleotide messenger RNA. RefSeq lists its product as uncharacterized. Gene Ontology annotation, biological process: DNA-templated transcription; positive regulation of transcription from RNA polymerase II promoter by galactose. The transcript has 3 exons. Bases 1 to 1158 code for a protein of 385 amino acids. The record is from RefSeq and is a predicted model, not a curated record. Gene Ontology annotation, cellular component: nucleus. Lineage: Eukaryota; Fungi; Ascomycota; Eurotiomycetes; Chaetothyriales; Herpotrichiellaceae. Gene Ontology annotation, molecular function: zinc ion binding; RNA polymerase II cis-regulatory region sequence-specific DNA binding; DNA-binding transcription factor activity, RNA polymerase II-specific.
AUGGCCUCAACUCCUGCCGCCGUUGCGAGAGGCGGAAAGUCGGGAACAGCUGUAGCUAUCCUUCCACAGACUCGAAAGGAACUGGCCUUCUGGAAUCCACGGCACCGCCAUCUUGAGCUUCCUGCAGGAGAUAGACAUGAGCAUGGCCCGGCGCCCAUUCUCAAUCCUCCGGGUUGCGCACCGGUUCCGCAGAGAUCGCGAGUGGUGAAAAAUGGUCGGGGCAGAUAUGUCUACAUCGGAAACUCGGCCUCGCUGUCGUUUCUUUCGUCUAUCCGACGUAUCGUCGCUUCGGCGAUCGGAUCAUACAAGUUCACCCAAGAUGUCCACCUCUCGGCUUAUUCGCAUCAACAUCAGAUGAUUGAGACCGUCUCCAUGUUCAAGUGCUCGAACGGAACCAACCAUCCGCCGGACGUGGAUGUUCAAGUGGCUGCAGAGCUGACCACCCACUUCAGCCUGGCCACCACGGGCAUCCUCGACCUCUUCGAGCACCAUAUCCUGCAGGCGCAGGUGCGCCGCUUCGCGCAUUCACCAGACCGAGCAUGCUGGCCCCAUCAUGCAGUGCUCUACCUCGUGCUAGCACUGGGAGCACAAGCUCGUGCGCACGGUCAGGGGGACGACUACCUCGCGGAUUCCUAUUUCCAUUUUGGUCUCCAUCAGGCCAUGGGAGAAUUGGUGGAUGAGCCUAGCAUAGUGACCGUGCAGGCUUUCUGUUUGGACACCUGGUACGCUCUCGCUGCUUGCCGGAGGACGGUCGCUACGAUGUAUCUGGGCAUCGCCACUCAAGCAGACUACACCAUCGGGCUGCACAGGCCUGAAGCCAAUGUCGUCUUUGGCGCAGAACGCAUCACUUCUCGCGAGAAGGCAUGGACAGGAUUGAGGUUUUGCGACGUGUACGUGGCAGCUUUGUUGGGUAGACCAUUAGCGACCUCCAACGGCCAUUCCAAUGGCACAGCGAACUCUUCUUCCCAGAAAAGAGAAGAGCGGCUUGGGGAACUCCGCGACAGUGCAUCUCCUCCAUUGAGCGAUUUAUGUGAUACUAUGUAUCUUCGAGCGCAUUCUAUCCGAGGUCUACAUGAAUUGCUCCGUCACUCCUCAACUAGUCGAAUCCAUUGCGGCACAGCAGCGGGCAUGCAGCCCGAAGCUGUCCAGCAUGCCUAG